CAAAAGGAAUGUACUGUACAAGUCUAUGUAGAUCAAUAUGGCGCGCCUUCGUUUCCCAGGGAGGCCUGGCCACAGAUAUGGACGAUCACUGGUGCGAUAUCUUCCAGAAAAAGAUAGAAAUCGUCAGCAUGCAUUCUUUGCACGUACAGCAGCCAUCCAGAGAAAUUUGAAGUGGUUUUAUGAUCUUUUUGGUGACUCUGACGAGGAAGAUGAUUUCCAAGGCUUCUCAACCUCGGAGAUCGGUGAAUUGCCGUCACCCCUUAGGCGCAAGAAAUGGACGAAGAAGGAGGACCCGUCGCUUUCGCCCAAGAUCAAGAAUGUCAAAGCCGCCUGGCCCAUCAUGGGAAGGAGAGCGGGAAGAGAGAUUCACUACACCAGAGGCGAUUCCUGCGCAGAGAUGAAGAGAGGAGAAUGGAACACAUCCAAACCGUACAGGACAAAGCAGUCGAGGGUCACCGAAGGAAGAAUACAGAAGCUCAAGCAGGGAAAGAAUGGCAGCUUGGGUGUCGGCAAUCGCGAAAAGCGGUCAGUCGGUCGGCUGUCAUACAGGGACAUGGUCAAAGGUUUGGAUAUCGUCCGACCGAAGCUUAUUCCUCCAAAGCCACCGAAGAUCAAGGAACCGACAGCCGCUUUUACAAAGGUGGGAGGAAAGACCACAGGAAAGAUCCGUUUGCCGUUCAUGAUGCCAAAGCAGAAAGCGGGAGCGGCAAAGACGACAAAUCCUACAAAAUUCAAGAUAAAACUUCUUGGUGAUGGAAAGCAAGCUCAGAUUGUCAAAGGACGCGGAAGCCCAAGGAAGGACACAGGGGUGCCGUGGGGUAAGGCAAAGCUAGAAAAGGCACAGCUGUUACUCAAGAAAGCAAGAGGCAAGAAAUCCGAAUCGUCACCCAUGAAAUUUAAGCCAUGGGGAAGAAAGAAACUGUUGAUGGCUGAAGCUCAAAAUGGAACAUUGGACAAGGGAGGGAAAGUGAUCUGUGUGCCAAAAUCCAAACAAGUCAAUGUGUCAAAAGCCAUGGAGCUGGUGAAAAAGGCAAAAGGUGCUCAGAGGAAGGAUCAAGAGGUCUUUGGCUCAGAUACGCCUGGUAAGAGAUCAGUCAAGUGUUCUAGCAAGCUGGCUGAUAUGGACAUGAAAGGGGUCGACCUUCAGUUCCUGCAUCGGAAGGUCACUCCUCCAGCCAAAAAAGGGACUCUCUCUAAACAAGCUGGUUUGAAAUCUAAGAAAAAACUGAAGUUAGAUGGCAAACUUGAGCCAAAGACGCCUAAACCUUUGAAGCCCAGCUUUGGCUUCAUCAUGCCUGUUGUGAGCUCCCGUUCGUUGCGGGUAAUCAAGCCAACAAAAAGGUUUAUUGAGCAAGAAGAGUUUGGUUCCAGUCUGUUAACAUCACCGUCGGGCCAGGACUCCGGUGACUGGUCUGAUAUUCCUUCAGAUUUAGAUGGUUCCUUCUUAACCACCGGAAGCCUACAGGCAACGGAGAACGACGAUAUCAAGAAACCCUCAAAGCCACCCCAAUCAGAUCAAACUGAACUGUCAAUGAAAGGCACUAAGAAGAAGAAAGCCAAACACAAGGAUAAGAAAGAAAAGAAACACACUGCUUUUCAAGAUGAAUUUUCGAAAUCAAUUAAGAAAAAGAAAUCCUCUCGGAAAAGAAAAACUAAGGUGAAGUCUGAAAAUGAAACUGAUAAAGAAUACAGCCCACAGUCAGAAGAAAAGAAAUGUAGGGAGGACAAACGGUUGUUGGCAAUGAUCAACGCAAAGAUCAAGAAUGGGACAGCCCUUACUGAAUCUCAGGAGGAAACAUUAUUAGGCACAACUGAAGCCAAGUGGCAACCCUUGAGAGCCGUUUACAAGAAGGUUGUAAAGAAGGACACAUUAAAUGAAGAAGAAUCUGCAGCUUUGAGGACAUCUCCUCUGGUAUUGUUCCAGACCUUGAGGAAUGGGGAGGAGCUCAUGCACAUCCGAGGCAGAAUCGACGGAUGUGCCACUGUUGGUGAAAUAUUGGAGAAGACCAAGACUGGAAUGGAUCUUACUCCGGGGGAGAAGGAAAAGAUGGAUCGUUACCGGAGAAUCACUUCGGAGAGGCAGGCAAUACUUCGGUCAAAGCAAAGAGCUGAGAGGUUGCUGAAGGAAGGUGAAGCUGGCGAUGGUGCCCCUGUUAAUCCAAAUAGCAUGAGCCCUAGGGCGGAUGGAAGUCCAAAGGUGAAUGCAACCAGCUCAAGUCCUCGGGCAAAGAAGAAGCCAGAGCUGACUGAAGAAGAGAAAGCCAAACUGUUGGAACAGGAACGUGAGCGGCUGAUGAAGAAGUUCUUGGAGGAGAAGGAGAAUUACGUCAAGACAGUCACAGAGCAUAGAGAGGCAGCUCCAGCUGACGGACUACCAUCAAUGAGGGCGCUGUAUAGAAAGGCGAAGGAGGGAUUAGAGCUCACUCCUGAUGAGAUAGAAAGGAUGAAGAAGGGAAAAAUUAUCACUAACAGGAGAUGCAGACUCCGUAACUUGAAGAAAAUGCUCCAAAAGGUUUACAAGGGUUCCGGGAAAGAGAACGAAGUUGCAAUGCUUGACGAUCAGGAACCCGAUGGUCAGGAACCCGAUGGCCAGGAACCCGAUGACCAGGAACCCGAAGGCCUAGCCCUGUCAGGAGACAGUCUUGGACUCUCUCCCAACUCCCGCCAAUUACUUGCCUUAGGAUCAGAGCUGUAUGAAAGGAACAGUAAAAUUAAGAAGAAAAAAAGAAAAAGAAGAACAUUCUGGACAACACAUUAUCUGUAGGAUUAGGUAGCAUCAUGCCAAUGUCAAAAGUUGAACGUA
Messenger RNA from Strongylocentrotus purpuratus (purple sea urchin), 2803 nucleotides. RefSeq lists its product as uncharacterized. The coding region runs from base 38 to 2764 and encodes 908 amino acids. Lineage: Eukaryota; Metazoa; Echinodermata; Echinoidea; Camarodonta; Strongylocentrotidae. The transcript is spliced from 2 exons. The record is from RefSeq and is a predicted model, not a curated record.